AUGGCAUCAUCUUUGAAUGUAGUCGUUUGUUGGUGUUGGUUGCUCCUUAUUACAUUGUCAUACUACUCGUACGCCAAUACAAUCAAUCCGGUAUCGCGCACCAAGCACCCGAAUAAACCAAAGCACCCAAAACGCCCAAAACAUGACAAAAACCACCCGCAGCCUCCUCCAUUUGGUCCUGGUCCAUGGAAGAAUGCGCAUGCAACUUUCUAUGGAGGCACCGAUGGAACCGAGUCAAUGGGGGGAGCAUGUGGUUACGAGGACGUGAAACAGAGAGGAUAUGGUGUACAAAACACAGCAUUGAGUCAAGCUUUAUUUAACAACGGCCAAACAUGUGGUGCUUGUUUUGAAAUCAAGUGUGUUAACAACAACAAAUGGUGCAAGCCCAACAGUCCGCCGCUCAUUGUUACCGCGACAAACUAUUGCCCACCGAACUUCAAUCAACCGAGUAACAAUGGUGGCUGGUGUAACCCCCCAAACGAGCAUUUCGACUUGUCUCAGCCAUCGUUUCUUCAGAUAGCCGAAUACAAGGCUGGCAUUACUCCUGUUCAAUACCGAAGGGUACCAUGCUCAAAACAAGGAGGAAUAAGAUUCACAAUAACCGGGAAUCCUUAUUUCAAUAUGGUAUUAGUAUGGAACGUUGGCGGAGCAGGGGAUGUAACUGGUGUUGAAAUAAAGGGACAUGAUCAAGGUGCUAAAUGGAAUACAAUGAGUAGAAAUUGGGGCCAGAAGUGGGUUACUAAUGUUGUUUUAGUUGGUCAAUCACUCAGUUUUCGGGUUCGUACUAGCGAUUCUCGAACCAUUACUUCCUUGAAUAUUGCCCCUAGAAAUUGGCAGUUUGGCCAAACCUACGAAGGAAAGAAUUUCUAGUAAAUUAGCAUCAUAGACACCGUGAAUAUUGACUUAUAAUGCGGUUUUAUUAAUAUACUUCUUUAGAAUUCUAU
Molecule: messenger RNA, 944 nt
Organism: Erigeron canadensis
Lineage: Eukaryota; Viridiplantae; Streptophyta; Magnoliopsida; Asterales; Asteraceae
Product: expansin-A9-like
Exons: 3
Coding region: 1-870 (289 amino acids)
Biological process (GO): plant-type cell wall organization
Cellular component (GO): extracellular region
Source: RefSeq, a predicted model, not a curated record